Messenger RNA from Adineta ricciae, 1506 nucleotides. Lineage: Eukaryota; Metazoa; Rotifera; Eurotatoria; Adinetida; Adinetidae. The record is from the annotation of a GenBank genome assembly.
AUGGCUCAAGAAGAACAAAUAAAUAUGGAAACAAUAAAUCAAUUUGAAAAUUUCUUAGUUCCAGUACAACAUGUUGGAUGGAGUCGACGAGUUAAACUCUUGACUGGUGUCCUUGCAGCGAUUGGUGCAGUUGUAUUCACCGUUACACUCCUUGUACCGAUAUUUGUCACAACCAGCAAAUAUUCCGACACGACAAUAACAUUGACACAAACUACUGCAAUAACAAUAGUGACAAGUUUUCCAACAAAUACGUCAAUCAACAGUACUUCAGUAGAUACAACUGUUUCACCACUGAAUCAAUUGUUACCACAACUACAACAUACACAACCACAAGUACAUCAACUAGCUCCACAUCCACAUCAUCUACUUCAACAUCCACUUCAUCCACGUCGACGUCAACAACGUCCACAUCCACCUCCUCGACUUCUACAUCAACAUCAUCAUCGUCGACAUCAUCAACGUCGUCUACUUCGAGCUCAUCCACUUCAACAUCCACCUCAACGUCAUCAACAUCGACGUCCACGUCGUCUACUUCUACUUCAACGUCAUCAACAUCAUCCACUUCUACGUCAACCUCGACAUCGUCUACUUCGAGCUCAACGUCAUCAACAUCGACGUCCACAUCGUCCACUUCGAGCUCGUCUACUUCAACAUCCACCUCAACGACGUCCACGUCGUCGACUUCUACGUCGACCUCGACUUCGAGCUCAUCCACCUCAACGACGUCCACGUCGACCUCAACAUCAUCAACCUCCACAUCGACUUCAACGUCCACGUCGUCUACUUCAACCUCGACGUCAUCGACGUCCACAUCAUCAACAUCCACCUCAACGACUUCUACGUCGACAUCCUCAACGUCAUCAACAUCAACGUCCACAUCGUCCACUUCAACAUCCACCUCAACAACGUCCACGUUCUCGACUUCUACUUCGACUUCAACAUCUUCCACUUCUACGUCGACCUCAACAUCGUCUACUUCGACAUCGACGUCAUCAACAUCCACAACAUCAACGUCCACAUCCUCCACUUCGACCUCGACGUCAUCGACAUCCACAACAUCAACGUCCACAUCCUCCACUUCUACCUCAACAUCGUCUACUUCGACAUCGACGUCAUCAACAUCCACAACAUCAACGUCCACAUCCUCCACUUCGACCUCGACGUCAUCGACAUCCACAACCUCCCCCUCCCCACCCUCCACUUCUACGUCGACAUCAUCAACCUCCACAUCGACUUCAACGUCCACGUCAUCUACUUCGACCUCGACGUCAUCAACGUCCACAUCGUCCACUUCAACAUCCACCUCAACAACGUCCACGUCCUCGACUUCUACGUCGACUUCAACGUCAUCAACAUCCUCCACUUCUACGUCGACAUCAUCCACCUCCACAUCGACUUCAACGUCCACGUCGUCUACUUCAACUUCCACAUCCAGUUCGACCUCAUCUACCUCAACAUCGACGUCAACUACAACUACAACUACCACGAGUAAAGCCUAAGACAUAA